AUGUCAUCUACAGCAUUACAACAACAACAAAAUACAAGUAAUGACAAGAAUAAUCUUUAUUUGCAAUUAAUUCAACUACUUGAUGUCAAUGAAAAUGGAAGACUUGUUUUACCAUUUUCACGUCGAUUAAUUCUAAUUGAUCGUCCAUAUGAAAAUUCAAAUGCAAAUGCUUGGCAAGUAGACAACAAUAUGUCUACUGAUUCUGAACGUACACCAUCUGAAGUUUCAUCAUCAACAUCACAAUCGUAUUUAUCCAGUGACGAGGAAAAUAACAGUGAACAUAAUACCACAUUCGUAUCAAUGUCAUUACCACCAUCGCCAUUUCUUUGUGAUCCUUACGAGUCAUACGACUGGGAAUGUUAA
Rotaria sp. Silwood1 is the source of this 363-nucleotide messenger RNA. Lineage: Eukaryota; Metazoa; Rotifera; Eurotatoria; Philodinida; Philodinidae. The record is from the annotation of a GenBank genome assembly.